CAAGUAAUUUCAGUACGACGUGAGCACCCGACGAGUACGACCGCGGGAUCCGAAACUCUGCCUUAUAAUCCCGACAUAUACCAUCUAGUUGGCAAAAGUUCAAACCCCUUCUAGUUUUGGGUCUACAAAAAGGCAGAAUUACUGUAACCAUGGCUCUUCGAUUACUCUCAAGACAAAUUCGAGGCAUUGGUGUUUGCGGAACGCGAGGCCUUUCUUCUGUCAGUAGUCCCGCAGAAGCAGCAACCGAAGGAAAGUCAUCAGGUCUAUCUUUUGCUCUCUCCGAGGAGCAGCUGCAGUACCAGGACCUGACAAGAAAGUUUACUGCGGAAGAGAUCAUCCCAAAGGCUGCAGAGCUUGACAGAUCUGGAGAGUACCCAUGGGAAAUCAUCAAGAAAGCAUGGGAGCUUGGACUGAUGAACACACAUCUCCCGCAAGAUAUUGGUGGACCUGGUCUAGGCAUCCUUGACACGUGCAUCAUCACAGAGGAGCUGGCCUAUGGCUGCACAGGAGUUCAGACCGCCAUUGAAGCAUGCUCAUUAGGGUCAGCACCAGUGAUACUUGCAGGCACCCCGGAACAACAGAAGAAAUAUCUUGGCUGGCUUGUGGAUGAACCUAUUGUUUGUGCAUACUGUGUAACGGAACCAGGAGCUGGAUCCGAUGUCGCUGGAAUCAAGACCAAGGCUGUCCGUAAGGGCGACGACUACGUCCUGAACGGGUCCAAGAUGUGGAUCACCAACGGUGGCCAUGCCAGCUGGUACUUUGUGCUCGCAAGGACCGACCUGGACCCCAAGGCAUCGGCUAGCCGCGCUUUCACCGGGUUCAUCGUCGAGAGGGACACAGAAGGAGUUACUGUUGGAAAAAAGGAAUGGAACAUGGGCCAGAGAGCUUCAGACACCCGAGCAGUCAACUUUGAAGACGUGGUCGUCCCCAAAGAGAACGUCUUGUUAGGAGAAGGUCAGGGGUUCAAGAUCGCCAUGGGAGCCUUCGACAAGACCAGACCCCCGGUCGCUGCUGGAGCUACAGGCCUGGCCAAGAGAGCCUUGGAUGAGGCUCUUAAGUACUCAAUGGAGAGACAGACCUUUGGCAGGACCAUUGCAAAUCACCAGGCAGUGGCCUUCCUCCUCGCUGACAUGGCCGUAGGUGUGGAGGCAGCGCGUCUCUUGACCCAUCGGUCAGCCUGGGAGAUUGACCAGGGCAGGAGGAACACCUACUACGCCUCUCUGGCCAAGUGCUACGCGGCCGACGUGGCCAACAAGAAUGCCUCGGACGCUGUCCAGGUCUUUGGAGGAAACGGAUUCAACAGCGAGUACCCCGUCGAGAAGCUGAUGCGAGAUGCUAAAAUCUUCCAGAUUUAUGAAGGUACGGCUCAGAUCCAGAGGGUCAUCAUCUCCCGCGAACUGCUCGCCAGGGCCGGCCAGACUACAAUGUGAAAGCAGCUAGUGUCAGCCUAUAGCCUCUUUCACACAUGAAACAUGUGAAGAGGAAAACCACAUUUUUAAAAACGCUGUUGGGCAAUAAAAGAUAUUUUCAGCGUGAAUAAAUGGCUAGUGAGGAUUACAAAUGGUAGAUGUCUUCAAAAAGUACCCUACAUGCACUUACUCAUCUCAUUAAAAGAUACAGAAAUCUGAAGUUUUCUAUGUUUACGUAAUUUUAUUUUGUUGUGUCAGUUAAUUUUAAGCAGUUUUAUGUGAACAUAGCUAAAAGGCCAUUUAUCCUUAUUGAUGUAAGGAAAGGCAGAAAUAAAGAGAAAUGAAUGGUUGAAAGUUUUUUUUUUUUUUUCACCAGCACAUAAGUUUUUUAUUACAUGUUGAAAGUUUUUUACCAAGUGUUUACCUGUUUUGUAUUUUAUAAAAAAGAAAGAGGAAGACAAACAAAAAAUUAUAUAGGGGCCAAACUUAAAUCAGAAUAUCUCCUUUCUUUGGCUGGUUUAGCCUCUCUUGUGUGGAAGGGCUUAAAAACAAAAAUAUGAAAAUAAAAGACUGAAAAUGCCCCCAAAAAGGGAUUGCCAAACAAAACCAUCUUCUAUUACUUCCCUCAGCUGAAACAUAGGCCUACAUUUAAAAGAAUAUAAACAAGUAAUCAAGCAUUUGUAUAUUUUUGGUUAUAUAACUUGGAUUAGAAGAAGUCAGAAAUGUAAUGGUUGUGGGUUAUGCAAGCGACAUGUACAUGAACAUGUUAACUUGUUUCAAUACUGAAGUAAAUGGUGAUAUGGAACCAGCUGAAAUAUUUGCAGGAAAACUGUUAAUUAACAUUUCAGAUUACCGUUACUACACCUACCUGUAUAUGUGAUUGCAAUAACAUUUCUGAUUUGUAUAUGCUAUGUGACAUUUGUACUUCAUGUGUUGGUGGUGAACAAAACAAAAACACAGAAAGUGAUGACUGAGAGAAACCGUUAACUUGCUUGCAGUGUCUCAGGUUAAGGGGUUAGAGGAUGCGCCCCACUCCCUCGAAAAAAUGUAAUCUUCUUAUUUUUGUUGUUUUUUGUUUUGUGUUUGUUUUGUGUUUUUUUAAGAGGGGGGUGGAGUUUUUUGUUGUUGUAAAUGUUUCUGCAUUUAUUGAUAAUUCAAAUACAAAACAGUCAAUAAUAACAAUAGUAUAUGAUAUUAUUGAUUUACAUAAAGAUUGACAACUGAAAUACACGCACAUGAAAAUGCAUAUAUAUAUAUAAUUGAAAACUUGAAAGUAUGGAGGUAAGUCAAAGAAUCAAGAUAAAUGCAGAGGCCAACUGUCAUAAGCAUGAAUGCUUGAUUUACAAAUAUUUUUGAGCUAACUUGUUAGCAAAUGUAUUCUGACACCCAUAUUCAAAAGAGAAACGGACUAUGCCUGCUUGAGGGUGAGAUUAAGGAAGAUAUACAUAUAUGUUCAAGUGUAUUGUAUUUCAUGAAGUUCUAUAUGUAUAUGAAUCUAAUG
Molecule: messenger RNA, 2910 nt
Organism: Strongylocentrotus purpuratus (purple sea urchin)
Lineage: Eukaryota; Metazoa; Echinodermata; Echinoidea; Camarodonta; Strongylocentrotidae
Product: probable medium-chain specific acyl-CoA dehydrogenase, mitochondrial
Exons: 11
Coding region: 150-1430 (426 amino acids)
Biological process (GO): fatty acid beta-oxidation; medium-chain fatty acid catabolic process
Cellular component (GO): mitochondrion
Molecular function (GO): medium-chain fatty acyl-CoA dehydrogenase activity; flavin adenine dinucleotide binding
Source: RefSeq, a predicted model, not a curated record